Messenger RNA from Bactrocera neohumeralis, 1461 nucleotides. RefSeq names its product exosome complex component RRP46 (gene Rrp46). Gene Ontology annotation, biological process: rRNA catabolic process; nuclear mRNA surveillance; U4 snRNA 3'-end processing. Bases 110 to 877 code for a protein of 255 amino acids. The transcript has 4 exons. Gene Ontology annotation, cellular component: nucleolus; nuclear exosome (RNase complex); cytoplasmic exosome (RNase complex). Lineage: Eukaryota; Metazoa; Arthropoda; Insecta; Diptera; Tephritidae. The record is from RefSeq and is a predicted model, not a curated record.
AGAAAGAAGAAGCACAUGACUCGUGCAGUACCGCUACAAAAUAUUUACAUAUUUUCUAGUUUUCCUAUUCAUUGUUUAAAUUAAAAUUUAUAUUUAAAUAAAUCUAAAAAUGGUUACACCGUCAGACACUAUAACAAUGGAUACACAAGGAAGUAAUGUCGGGCUGCAGGAUCUGAAGUUGCGUCAAAUAAAUUGCGAACUCAAUCCUUUGACUCGUUCUGACGGUUCUGCUUUGUUCACGCAAGGAGGAACCUGUGUACUUACUUCGAUGCUUGGUCCAGUUGAAGUAAAAUCUCAGAACCUUAACAUAGAAAAGGCGCAUGUUGAGUGUAUCUACCGGCCAAAAGCAGGCAUUCCAACAAUAGAGGAUAAGUUGACGGAGACCGUUAUACGUGAUACAUGUGAGUCAGCUUUACUAACUAUGCUUCAUCCACGGACAACUAUUUCUAUACAAAUACAGGAAUUGGAUGAUCGAUGUGGUAUUGAAGCUUGUGCAAUUAAUGGUGCUUGCUUGGCGUUGCUGAUUGGUGGUGUGCCGAUGAAAUUCACUAUCGCUGCGGUACAUUGCAUAGUAGACAAAGACGACAAGGUGGUACUGGAUCCUGACCAUUGUGAAGCGAUAGGAAAGCGAGCUAGUUUUGUAUUUGUUUUCGAUAGUUUGGAUAGGAAUUUAGUAACAGUUCACACACGUGGACGUUUUCGUAUGGGUCAAUUUAAUGAUGCAGAAUGCAUGAGUCGUGCAGCAAGUCAGAUAAUAUUUAAUUUUUACCGGCGAAUCAUUUCGAAUUUCCAUAACAAAUCAUUGUUGACCGCUGAUAGUAAGGCACGCAAUACAGAAGCGGAGUCGGUAGUAAAAUCAGAACAAAUGGAUAUAUAGGAAAACUAAAUCACAAAUAAAAAAGUUUUAUUGGCUCAUACGAUUAUCCCAUUUGUACUAAUCAAAACAAUCGAGUUUUCAAAUGACCACAAAUGAUGCCGGUAAGAACGUAACCGUCAAUGGCGACCGUUAUCGCAUCAUGAUAACCGACUAUUUGAUGCUUGAAAUUGGAGCACGUGAUUUCGGCGACAUUUGAUUUCAAUAAGACGGAGCCACUUCCCACACAUUGCACCAAUCAAUGGAUUUAUUGAUAGAAAACCUCAGUGUGCAGAUAACUUCACGUUUUGGGCCGGUCGAUUGGUCACCAUGCGGUGUGAUAUCACACCGUCAGAUGUUUUCCUGUGGGAAUUUGUAAAGUCUAAAGCCUAUGCAGACAAUCAUGCUUCGAUAUAGGACUUGGAGCAAAACAUCACGCGUGUCAUUCGAAAGUUACCAGUCGAAAUGUUCGAACGUGGCAUCGAAAAUUGAACUCAACGGAUGGAUCAUCUGAGACAUAGCUGCAGUUAACAUUUGAAUGAGAUAAUCUUUAAAAUGCAAAAGAAUGUUCUUUCGAAUGAUAAUAAACAUUCCCUAUUAUGUUUUAA